Pelagomonas calceolata is the source of this 1526-nucleotide messenger RNA. The record is from the annotation of a GenBank genome assembly. NCBI's taxonomy places the organism in Eukaryota, Pelagophyceae, Pelagomonadales, Pelagomonadaceae.
GAGCUCUCAGAUUUCGCGCGCUAUUCGUCGUUAAAUAACGGCCGCCGUGCACCGGUUGCGCCGCGCGCGCUGCUUACAGAAAUCACCAAUAAACCCCAAACGCCUCCGAGGCGGCGAAACGCAGCCAUGCGCGCGCUCCUGCUAGGUAUCCACCUCACCACCUCAUAUGCUCUCGUGGCCCCGCGCGGCGGCGCGCGCCGACUCACGUCCACCCAAUUGCACGUCUUCAAGGAGCCCACCACGCCCAAGCCCGUCGAGGCUCCGAGAAGACCCAAGUCCAAGCUCCGGCCGCGCGACCCGUCGCUCUACAUGGAGCCGGUGCCCUUGGUGCCCGACGCCGAGGGCAACUGGGAGCCCCUCGUGAGCGAGAUCUGGACCGACGUCGAGAAGAUGUCGAAAUUGGCGGAGACGAAUUUUAAAGCUGAGUUGAGCCGCUUCAGAGACUUCUGCGAUCACUAUAGAACCGCUAGAGGGACCAUCGAGAGCAAUGGCAGGACGCUAUCCGCCCAGACGCGAUUGUUCGACGUCGACUUCGACGACGCCGGGCCCAUCCGCAAGACGAAGGACCACAAGUGGGUCCGGAAGCUCGCCAAGCGCGUCCACCCGAUCGUCCUGGAGGAGUACGAGCAGGCGCUGAACCCGACGACGACGCGCAACGGCACCUGGGCCACGCGCAAGCAGAUCACGUGGUCGAACACGCAAGUCAUGGCCGUUCGCGGUACGCCGUGGGACGCUCCCCCGACGGCAAGCGAGGAGGAGGAGGUCGCCGACCCGAAGGCGGGCAUGGACGAGGCCGCGCGCGAUGCCGCGGCGGCGGCCGAGGAGAUGAGUGCGGGCGACGGCGACGCGCCUACCCGGAGCACGCCUCCCGCGGAGGAGAUGGUUUCUGUUGUGGAAGAACCGCCUCUGGAUCCGACCCAGUACCAGCAGCUGUUGCUGCAGCAGGUCACGCCGCUGAAGACGGGGGUGUUGCGCUUCCCGCGCACAAUGAAGGCUCUGGGCCGGUACGAAGCUACGUCUCCGCCGCCUCGCCACGUCAUCAUCUCGCGACUGCCUCCCGGUUGUUCUACUGAGCCUAGAUCCGAUUUACAAAACUUCCUGCUCACCACUCAUAUCCCUUUAUCGGGCCAAGGCGAACUCACGUGCGGCGGCGAGACCGUGGCCUACGAAGAGGCGAAGCCGGUCGUCUUCGACAGCACGAGAUCCUAUUCGAUCAAGAACACGGGCUCCGAAGAUUUACUCUUAUUACACGUCGACUUCUGGCACCCGGCGGUCACGGAGGACGAGAAGCAGAUGCUGGCCUACUUCUGGAUGCUCUGGCAGUUCGACCAGUACCAUCCCAGCACCCGGGCCAAGUACACGCGCCGCGUCAACUUCCGGAAGGACCAGGAGCGCCGCGAGCGCGAGGAGCGGCGCAAGGCCAUCAAGCGCUCGGACAAGAAGGACGGCGGCGGCGGCGGCGGCGGCGGCUCGAUCGCGCGCAAGUAGAUUACUAGUCGCCUCCUGUGCACAUUAACUAACUAAAC